Molecule: messenger RNA, 396 nt
Organism: Linum tenue
Lineage: Eukaryota; Viridiplantae; Streptophyta; Magnoliopsida; Malpighiales; Linaceae
Source: the annotation of a GenBank genome assembly
GGAAAUUUAAGUAUUUUUCCCUUAGCAUUUGCAUUAGUUGAAGGGGAGAACAACCUAAGUUGGGCAUGGUUCUUUGACCAGCUACACGCCCACGUCACACAAAGAAUGGGUAUUACAAUUAUAUCGGAUCGACAUGCCGGGAUUAAACACGCCGUCCGUGGUUUCCCGGACGAAUGGGGAUGGACAUGGCGUUGGUGUAUUCGUCACUUCCUAGCCAAUUUCCAACACAAAUUUGGCAAGAAGAAAGACAUCAGAGAUCAAUUAUGGAGUGCAGCGGUUGCACAUCAACCAAAAAAGUACGAGCAGAAGAUGAAGACGAUCCGUCAAAUACACCGGGCGGGAGCAGUAUGGGCAGAAGGUCAAGAUCUGCACAUGUGGACAUUUCACAUGGACAAC